Acanthosepion pharaonis is the source of this 6726-nucleotide messenger RNA. The record is from the annotation of a GenBank genome assembly. Lineage: Eukaryota; Metazoa; Mollusca; Cephalopoda; Sepiida; Sepiidae.
AUGACUCAAUGUUACCUUUCUUUUCAGGGAGACCAUGUUUGGCUUGAGCCCAAAAUACGAGAUGAGUUCAGUGUGGCCAUUGGAGCCAGGGUGAAGUUUACAGAAUCUGGGAAAGUCCUUGUUGUUGAUGAUGAUGGGAAGGAACACUGGAUAGAUGGGAAAAGACAAAUUCGACAUAUGCACAUGUCCUCAAUUUCGGGCGUUGAGGAUAUGAUUGGAUUGGGCGAUUUAAAUGAAGCAGGCAUUUUGAGAAAUCUGUUUAUUCGCUAUAUGGACAAUAUCAUUUAUACAUACACUGGGUCAAUUCUAGUGGCAGUCAAUCCUUACCAGAUUCUUCCCAUCUACACAGCUGAACAGAUCCAAACUUACAGAGAUAAAAAGAUUGGGGAAUUGAGUCCCCACAUCUUUGCCAUUGCUGACAACUCUUACUUCAACAUGAAAAGAUAUCAACAGGAUCAGUGUGUGAUCAUCAGUGGAGAAUCUGGGGCAGGCAAAACAGAAAGCACAAAAUUAAUUCUUCAGUUUUUGGCAGCAGUUAGUGGGCAACACUCCUGGAUUGAACAACAAAUCUUAGAAGCCAACCCAAUUAUGGAAGCUUUUGGAAACGCAAAAACUAUACGAAAUGAUAAUUCUAGUCGCUUUGGGAAAUAUAUUGAUAUACAUUUUAAUGAAAGUGGCUCAAUUGAAGGGGCUCGAAUUGACCAGUAUUUGUUAGAGAAGUCCAGAAUUGUGAAUCAGGCUCAUGAUGAAAGAAAUUAUCACAUUUUUUACUGCAUGUUGGCUGGAAUGAGUGCAAGUGACAAAGCACAACUGGAGCUGACUGAUAUUAAGCAUUAUCAUUAUUUGACACAGGGUGGUUCAGUGAAAUGUGAAGGUCGGGAUGAUGCCAAAGAAUUUGCCAAUAUUCGUUCAGCUAUGAAAGUCCUAAUGUUCCAUGAGAGUGAAGUGAUGGAAAUCAUGAAAAUCCUAUCAGCUCUUUUACACCUGGGCAACAUUACAUACAAUGCCAUUCAAGUGGACAAUAUUGAUGCUAGUGAAAUCUUAGACAUUGCUUACGUUCGAAAAGCAGCACAACUUCUGGGGGUUCAACCACAGAAUCUAAUUGAUGCUUUGACAACUCGUACCAUUUUUACACGAGGGGACAGUGUUACUUCUACAAUGGGUAUUGCUGCUUCUGUUGAUGUCAGGGAUGCUUUUGUCAAAGGCAUCUAUGGACGUAUGUUUGUCUGGAUUGUUGACAAAAUAAACAAAGCUAUUUAUACACCCAAAAUCUCCCCAGAUCAUUAUAGAACAAGCAUUGGAGUUUUGGAUAUUUUUGGUUUUGAAAAUUUCGAUCAUAACAGCUUUGAACAGCUGUGCAUCAACUAUGCAAAUGAAAAUCUUCAGCAAUUCUUUGUGCGGCACAUUUUCAAAUUGGAACAGGCAAAGUACAAUAGUGAAGGCAUUAACUGGCAGCACAUUGAAUUUGUUGACAACCAAGAUGCUCUUGAUUUGAUUGCAGUCAAACCCAUGAAUCUCAUUUCACUCAUUGAUGAAGAAAGUAAAUUUCCCAAGGGCACAGACCAAACAUUGCUGAGUAAACUGCACCAACAACAUGGAAGUAACUCUAACUAUCUCCGAGCCAAGUCAGAGAUCAGCAUGGUGUUUGGCCUCAACCACUUUGCAGGAGUCGUAUUUUAUGAUGCCAGGGGUUUCUUGGAAAAGAAUCGAGACACUUUCAGUGUUGAUUUGAUCCAUUUAGUGCAGUCAUCCAACAACAAAUAUUUGACAAACCUCUUCACCGCUGAUGUUGGCAUGGGAUCAGAAACAAGGAAAAGAACUCCCACUUUGGGAGCUCAGUUUAAGAAAUCUUUAGAUUCUCUGAUGAGAACUCUUGGAAAUUGUCAACCAUUCUUUGUGCGUUGCAUUAAACCAAAUGAUUUCAAAAAGCCACUGAUGUUUGACCGAAACUUGUGUUGCCGCCAAUUGAGAUAUUCUGGUAUGAUGGAAACUAUUCGUAUCCGACGAGCUGGAUAUCCAAUUCGACACAACUUUGAAGAUUUUGUGGAUAGAUACCGCCUCCUUGCUGUGGGCAUUUUGCCUUCUCAAAAGGAAAACUGUAGAGUAGCCUCAACUAAAAUCUUACAGACUGUUCUCAAAGAUGCUGACUAUCAACUUGGAAAAACAAAAGUCUUUUUAAAAGAUGCACAAGACGUUUUCUUGGAACAGCAACGCGAACUUGUGAUGACCAAGAAGAUUCUAAUAAUUCAGAAAACUGUCCGAAGUUGGCAUGUGAGACGCAAAUUUGUAAUGAUGAGGCAUGGUGUCAUUGCAAUCCAGCGGGCUUGGAGAGCACAUGAAACCAAGAGGCGCUUCAUGAAGAUGCGGUAUGGCUAUAUGAGACUGCAAGCCCUUUCUCGCUCAAGAAUUCUUGCCUACCAUUAUUCUUCGUUACGCUCACGUAUUAUAAGUUUCCAGCGCUACGCCCGAGGGCAUUUGGUGCGGCAGGCCAUGCUUAAACGCAAGGAAGCUAUCAUCAAAAUACAGUCAGGCGUUCGCGCAAUGAUUGCCAGAAAACGCUUUAGAAGACUCAGAAUUGAGCAUCAAAAGAAAAUGGAAGCAGAACAGUUGCGAUUGGAAGAAGAAGAAAAAUUGCGCAAAAAGAUGAAUGACAAGAAAGCCAGACAGGAAGCUGAAAAACAUCAUCAGCAAAGACUGGCUUCCAUACAACAAGCACGUGAAGAUGAAGAGAGAAAAGACAGAGAAGAAGCUGGAAAGAAAUGGAAAGAAAUUGAAAAAGCAGAGAAGAAACGGAAUGAUGAAAUUAAUUAUGAAAAAAUGGUGGGAGACAUGUUUGACCAAAUAUACACACCAGAAUCACAAUACAGUGAUCUGCCUCCAUCACAGUUUAAGGACAUUGACUCUGGAAAAGAUGCUGCUAUUGCCGAGGUGGAUGGUGAAUUUAAAAUGACUAAUAUACCUGAUGACAAAGAGCUGCUCAUGGAAUACAAAUUCUCCAAGUUUGCAUCAAUGUACUUUCAAAAUAAUACAACCCACACUUAUAUACGAAGAACUCUCAAUGAACCCCUGCUGCCCUUACAGAAUCCUGGGGAUCAAAUGGCCGCCCUUGCUGUGUGGAUUACCAUAUUGAGAUUCAUGGGUGACCUUCCCGAACCAAAGUACCACACCUCUCUGGCAGAUGCUCGGCAAGAUACAACCCCAGUAAUGACCAAAAUUUACUCAACUUUGGGUCGAAAAUUCAACAAAAAGGAUUUGGAUGAAGCCAGACAAAUGGGUGCUGAAUUGGAAAAAGAACCAAUGAUUCCAAUAAAACAAGGGAAGAAGAGUAUGAGAAGAAAAUUGGUCUCAUUGACCCUAAAAAGAAAGUCAAAACUUACUGAAGAAGUUACUCGUAAGAUGGAAAUCAACAAAAAGUCUGCAGAUUUUGAAAGUGGAGGUGCUGGGAAUGCCCUUUUAGAUGACCGACCAACAUCAAAUUUGGAGAAACUUCAUUUCAUUAUUGGAAAUGGAAUCCUCAGACCUGAGCUAAGAGAUGAAAUCUAUUGCCAGAUCUGUAAGCAGUUAACACAGAAUCCCUCAAAGAGUAGCCAUGCACGUGGGUGGAUUCUGCUUUCUUUGUGUGUCGGAUGCUUUGCACCUUCAGAAAAUUUCAUUUACUACCUUCGAUCAUUUAUUACUGAAGGUCCAACUGGCUAUGCUCCAUAUUGUGGAGAACGCCUCUGGAGAACAUUUGUCAAUGGCACCCGGAAUCAACCUCCUAGCUGGUUGGAGUUACAAUCUACAAAAUCCAAGAAACCCCUAUUAUUGCCAAUCACGUUUAUGGAUGGAACCACAAAAACCCUUCUUGCCGACUCUGCCACAACUGCCAAAGAAUUAUGCCAACAACUCUCGGAAAAAGUUCGUCUCAGUGACCAAUUUGGAUUCUCUCUUUACAUUGCCCUUUAUGACAAGGUGUCUUCUUUGGGUAGUGGCGGUGAUCACGUGAUGGAUGCUAUUUCGCAGUGUGAGCAAUAUGCCAAAGAACAGGGGGCACAGGAAAGAAAUGCUCCCUGGCGAUUAUUUUUUAGAAAAGAAAUUUUUGCUCCUUGGCAUGACCCAACUGAAGAUGCAAUUGCUACACAUUUGAUUUACCAACAAGUUGUCCGAGGAAUUCAGUUUGGAGAAUAUAGGUGUGAUAAGGAUGAUGACUUGGCAAUGAUUGCUGCUCAGCAAUAUUUUAUAGGUUAUAGCACCAAUAUAAACAAUGAACGCCUAAAUAGUUUGCUACAGACAUACAUUCCAGAGAACAGACUCAACGCCAAAGCCUACAAGUUUGCAGGGCCGAGUUUGCCCAAGAAUGAUGUGAUCAUUGCAGUUAAUUGGACUGGUGUCUAUGUUGUAGAUGAUCAAGAACAAGUAUUGCUAGAAUUGUCUUUUCCUGAAAUUACUGCUGUAUCUAGUAGUCGAACCCGUAAACUCCAUGGGCAGAGUUUUACAUUGGCUACUAUUAAAGGUGAAGAAUACACAUUUACUUCACCGAAUUCUGAGGACAUAAAGGAUUUGAUUGUUACAUUUUUAGAAGGUUUGAAAAAACGUUCUCGAUUUGUUAUUGCAAUCCAUGACUACAAUCCACCUCCAGGUGACAGUACAUCUUUCUUGACAUUCCAGAAAGGUGAUCUCAUUACUCUUGAGCAACAGACUGGAGAGCAAGUUCUCAAUUCUGGCUGGUCUUAUGGCCAGUGUCUACGCACAAGACGCAGCGGUGACUUCCCGGCAGAAUGUGUUUAUGUUCUUCCCACAAUCACUAAGCCACCAGAGGAAAUUGUCGGCUUGUUUGCCCGUGGAGCUGAGUACACUGCAAGAGAUGUAACACCAACCAUGGAGAAUCCUAACAUAACAGAACAUAACGAGAAACCCCAUACUCUGGAGAGUUUCUCAUAUGAUCAUUUCAGACCCCCACCAAAGAGGACAAUGACAAAAACUCUUUCCACGGCAAAAAGGCGACGUCAGGAUGAUUUGUGGCGCUAUUCAAAGGAACCCAUCAAGCAACCACUACUUAAGAAGCUUAAUGAUGAAAUUUUCAAGCCAGCAUUAAAAACCGAAAUCCUCCGUGAUGAAGUCUAUUGUCAGAUUAUUAAACAACUAACUGAUAACAAAAACAAGUUGAGUGAAGAAAGGGGUUGGGAGCUGAUGUGGCUGGCAACUGGCUGUUUUGCCCCCAGUAAUGUACUGCUGAAAGAACUUACCCAGUUCUUAAGGUCCAGACUUAAUCCUCUAGCCAAUGACUGUCUGCAGCGGCUCCAGAAAACCCUCAGAAAUGGAACUCGCAAAUAUCCCCCCCACCAUGUUGAAGUAGAAGCAAUAAGACAUAAAACAACUCAGAUUUUGCACAAAGUUUAUUUCCCAGAUGAUACUGAUCAGGCUUUCGAAGUUGAUUCUAGCACAAGAGCCAAAGAUUUCUGCCAAAACAUUGCCCAAAAAUUACGCCUUAAAUCUUCAGAAGGCUUCAGCUUAUUUGUUAAAAUUGCUGAUAAAGUUAUCAGUGUUCCAGAAGGAGAUUUCUUCUUUGAUUUUGUCAGAUAUUUGACUGAUUGGAUAAGAAAAGCAAGACCAUCAAGGGAAGGCUCUGUAUCUCCAUUCACAUAUCAGGUCUUCUUCAUGAAGAAACUGUGGACUAAUACUGUUCCAGGAACAGAUAUCAAUGCUGAUACUAUUUUCCAUUACUUCCAGGAAUUGCCAAAAUAUCUACGAGGUUACCACAAGUGCAGUAAGGAAGAUGCUGCCAUUUUAGGUGGUCUUAUCUAUCGUGUGAAAUAUGGAGAUGAUAAAUCACAGCUUCAGAACAUUCCGAGAGUCUUAAAGGAAUAUGUUUCUGCUGACCUCAUAAAGACACAAUCUGCCGAAGACUGGAAGAGACAAAUUAUUACACAGUACAAUGAGGUUGUAGGGAAGACAGAUCAAGAAGCCAAGAUUGAAUUCCUGAAAAGGAUUGCAACAUGGCCCACAUUUGGAUCAGCUUUCUUUGAAGUGAAACAAACAACUGAAACUCAUUAUCCAGAAAUUCUACUUAUUGCCAUCAAUAAGAAUGGUGUGAAUUUAAUUCAUCCACAAACAAAGGAUGUGCUGGCCACCCAUCCUUUCACAAAGAUAUCCAACUGGAGCAGUGGCAACAGUUACUUCCACAUGACAAUUGGCAACCUGAUCAGAGGAAGCAAACUCCUCUGUGAAACACAACUGGGUUACAAGAUGGAUGACCUUCUGACCUCUUACAUCAGUUUGAUGCUGACUACAAUGAACCUAAUAAAUAUGUCACUAGGGAACGUAAACAUUGAAGAUGUUCCCGACGAUGUCGAUAUUUUCGAUGAAAUUGUUAUGAUUGAGAACAGUUCUGUGGAGAAAGGAUUUAAUGAAGGACACCAACAUGGAUGUGAAACUGGUCAACGUGAUGGAUACAAGAUGGGCUAUGCUAUGGGAAGUCAUAUUGGAGUUGAAAUUGGAUUCUUUAAUGGUUUUGUUUCAACCUGGUUGAUUUUAUUGAAAGACAAUCCUGAAGUUAAGCCUCGAAUUGGUUCCUUAUUAGAGUCUUUGUUAAAUCUCUUGAAGAAUUUCCCUGUUGAAAAUUCAAAGCAUGAUAAUUUGAUCACAGAUUUGCGCAAAAUCCAAGCAAAAUUUAAAAAGGUAAUUUCUUUAAUGACGAUUGGAGUUAAAACUGGAACUUCAGAAGUUAAAGAAGAUUUAUCAUUUUGA